UUGGUGUACAUAUAUAUAUAGUAGUAAUUACUACUAGUUAAGAAUCAAGUAUCGAUAAAGGCUACGAUCCUCAUCUUCAAUUCUGUACGCGCGUCUCGCUGCCGGCCGUCUCUUGUACAUCUUCCAUCGUCUCCGCCGGGCACAUGACUAAUUUUGGUCCUCAUCAACUAGGGGCUACCCGCAUGCUGGAGGCAAGAGUCACUGCCGGACGGCUGCUGGACUUCUGGAAUGGAUGGGCGACCCAGAUCCUGGUACUCCUGAGCCUCACACAGCAGGUCAUCCUGCUCUUCUUCUCUGGGAUCCGGCGGCGUCAAGGCCGCAGCUCAAAGAGGGUCCUUCUCUGGCUGGCAUACCAGCUGGCCGACAGCACCGCGACGUACGCCCUCGGCAGACUCUCCCUCAGCAGCACCCUGCGCGAGCACAGGCUCGUCGCCUUCUGGGCGCCGUUCCUGCUACUCCACCUCGCCGGCCCGGACAACAUCACCGCCUACUCCCUCGAGGACAACAAGCUGUGGAAGCGCCAUUUCCUGACUCUUGCCGUGCAGGUCUUGUUUGCCGGGUACGUCGUCUACAAGCAUAUCGUCGGCAGCGGGAUCUUGUUCUCGCUGGGUGCCCCCUUGAUGACCGCCGUUGCCGUUGCCAAGUUUUCUGAGAAGACAUGGGCUCUCAGGUGUGCCAACUUCGACGUCAUCCGGGGGUCUGUGGAGGCCGCCGACGCGAAGCAACCAGGCAAAUGCCAUCUCUACCUCGAGGAUAAACCACCUCAUGGGGGGUUCAGAGGGAAGGUAGUCAACAAAGAAGAAUUCCUCAUGCUGCGCGCGCACGCGGUGUUCCGCAUCUGCAAGUCCGCCGUGGUUGAUUCCUCGGAGAACCCAAGCAGCUACGUCGUUGGCUUACUUCGAUACCUUAAGGAGAAGGAGAUGGGGUAUAUGUGGACGCUGAUGGAGAUGGAGCUGUCCCUGAUGUAUGACAUCCUGUACACCAAGGCGGCAGUGGUCCACACUCUGCGUGGCUACUGCAUCCGUGUCGUCUCGCCGCUCGCCGUGGCUGCUUCCCUCCUGCUGUUCCAGUUCAAUGGCAGGGAGGGACACAGCAGCGCUGACGUUGCCAUCACUUAUCUCUUGCUGGGCAGUGCCUUCCUCACGGAGAUGACCUCGCUGCUGAGCGCACUCUUGUCGACCUGGACAUUUUCCUUCCUGUGCGCAACGCGGUGGAGCGGUCUUCGGCAUGCGGCCUUGUGUUCGGAGAGGUGGCACCGGCUUCGUGACGUGGUCCUUUCCAUUCGCCGGCUUGCCUACAGCACACGAGUCUACGACUUGUUCAGGUUAUCGAGGAGGUGGUCAGGCACCAUGGGGCAGUACAACAUGCUGGAGAUGUGCACUGCAAAGCCUGGCAGAUUGGCACGGAUGCUGGGCUUCACCAUGCGGACCAGUUCUGUUGGUGUUCCAGAGGGGCUCAAGAACUUGGUGGUCGUUUACAUACAGCACAUGAUCCAGAGUAGGCACGUGAACACGCUGGGAGUGAUUAGGGAGAAAUGGGGCAUGGAGGUACUGCAGCGCUGGGACAAGGAUGUUACUAUCGACAACAAGUUCUUUGGCGCUGAGCUCCACGAGGGGAUCAUCAUCUGGCACAUUGCCACUGACAUUUUCCUCGCCAACAGGAACACGACCAGGGCCGAGGAUCAACGUACUGUGAAGGAAGUGAAGGAAGUGAAGGCACUGUCCAAUUACAUGAUGUUCCUCCUCGUCAAACGACCCGACAUGCUACCGGGACUUGCUCAAAACAAGCUGUACCAAUGGACCAAGAGAAGCUUGGACACUGAAUGGAGUAAGAUCACCAAGAGGCUCCCAACGUCUGAUUCAGGGCUCCAGCCGAGUGAGAAGCUUGCCAGAGCGCUACACGAGAAUCCGCCCUCCAAGCGCAAUAUCGAGAAUAAUCGCCUGUCGUUUGCGAUCGAACUUGCAGAUAUACUGAUCAAGACGAAGAGGGCGUUAAAGCUGGUCUACGAUGUCUGGGCCGAUUUUCUAAUCUACACGGCCAACCGAUGCAGCAGGGAGUCCCAUGCCAAGAAGCUCAACAGUGGUGGUGAGUUCACAACCAUCGUAUGGCUUAUGACAGAGCACCUUCACCAAGUGGCUAUAUCUACUCACGGGGAUAAUUAACACAUCGUUGUAUCACUUAUUUAAAUGUUUUACUUAUGUGCGUAAACUAUGAACAAACUAGUGAACAACAUAUUCACCUUUAAGUUGUUUAUUCC
Molecule: messenger RNA, 2257 nt
Organism: Phragmites australis (common reed)
Lineage: Eukaryota; Viridiplantae; Streptophyta; Magnoliopsida; Poales; Poaceae
Exons: 2
Coding region: 144-2162 (672 amino acids)
Source: RefSeq, a predicted model, not a curated record